This is a messenger RNA of Candida tropicalis MYA-3404, 936 nucleotides long. RefSeq lists its product as uncharacterized. Lineage: Eukaryota; Fungi; Ascomycota; Pichiomycetes; Serinales; Debaryomycetaceae. Bases 1 to 936 code for a protein of 311 amino acids. The transcript has a single exon. The record is from RefSeq and is a predicted model, not a curated record. Gene Ontology annotation, molecular function: S-adenosylmethionine-dependent methyltransferase activity.
AUGUCUACAUUCUCAAAAACAAAUUUCAAAUCGUUGAACUACAAUUCGUUCAGACCACAUUAUCCUCCAUCAUUUUAUCAGAUCUUGUCCAAGUAUAUUCAAGAACCAAUUCCUGUUUCUAACACUAUUGAUUUAGGUUGUGGUACAGGUGUUGCAUCUUAUCCAUUAUUGAACAUUUCCCAUAAUGUAAUUGGAUUGGACUUAUCCCCAAACAUGGUUGACACUGCUAAUUCUUUGAUUUCCAAAAACUUGGAACAAUUGGGCAUUAAUGAUACUUCAAGGAUUAAAUUUAUCCGUGGUGCUGUUGAAGAUUUUGUUAAACAGAGUAAUGAUAUUGGAAAGUAUGAUUUAAUCACUGCUGCUCAAUGUAUUCAUUGGUUUCAAGAUUAUAAACUGUUUUUUCAAAAAUGUCAUGAAUUAUUAAAACCUGGUGGUGUUUUGGCUUAUUUUUUCUAUAUUGAUCCGGUUAUCGUUGAUUUCACAGGUCCUUCUAAAGGUGACAAACAAGAAGUGAUCAAAAAAGCAUACGAAGUUUAUCACAAGUAUGUUUAUAAUGAUAACAAGUACAUGGGUCCAUGUUGGGAACAACCUGGUCGUGAUAUUUUGAAGCAUUUCUGUGUUACUGUUAAUAAUGAAAUUCCUCAUGAAUUGUAUACAGAUAUAACUAUCAACACUUUCAAGCCUAGUAUCGAACAACCAUUUGCUGAUGAUGCUACUGAUUUGGACUUGAAAAAAGUUGACUUGCCUCUUGGUGGUUAUAUUGACUACAUCUCAACGUAUAGUGGUUAUCAUAAUUACAAGGAAAAGAGUAACAACCAUGAUUUGUUACAUAAUGAAUUCUUAAAUGAAUUGUUAGAGGUUACAGGUUGGGACUUGAAUGAAACCAGAAUUGACUUGGUUUGGAAUACUGGUUACACUUUUAUUAGAAAUAAGUAG